This is a messenger RNA of Pieris napi, 5144 nucleotides long. RefSeq names its product synaptogenesis protein syg-2-like. NCBI's taxonomy places the organism in Eukaryota, Metazoa, Arthropoda, Insecta, Lepidoptera, Pieridae. The transcript is spliced from 17 exons. The record is from RefSeq and is a predicted model, not a curated record. Bases 232 to 2601 code for a protein of 789 amino acids.
UUUUUCUAGAUUUAGAUCAGUCUGCCGCGAGCUUUCCUGAAGGAUGCACGUUUCGCGCCUCUCCAUUUAUUUAUAUGUGAACGUUUAUAGUGAAAAAUUAAAUUUACAAUAUGCCCGUGAAAUGACAUAGACACUUAAUUUAUUUGAAUAAUUAAUAAAGUCAAAAUAAGUUUUUGAGUAAAUAGUAAAGUUGGACGUAAACGAAGAAAAUACCGAGGCGUGCAAGAAGCCAUGCAUAUGCGCGUCUUUAUUGUGCUGGUUGCUAUGACAACCAUGAUUCUGGGUCUUAUGAAUAAUAAAAAAUACACAAGUGGACUAAAUAGAUCAUUACCGUCAGCUCACGUAACGGCGAUCCCGGGUGAUACGGUAUCUCUCCCAUGUGACACUCAGCCCAGUGCUCAAGACAAGGUGGACAUGGUUCUAUGGUUCAGAGAGACUGAUGGGGAACCUAUUUACACUUAUGAUGUGCGCGGGCGCCUAAUUAAUCAGCCGAAGUUGUCAUCAUCAUCCAGUGCAGUUGGUACACGUGCCUACUUCCACGCCACGGCCACUCCUGCUACUCUUUUAUUGGAACGUGUGACUCCAGCGGAUAGUGGAAUUUACCGGUGUCGGGUAGACUUCCAAAACUCACCAACACGAAAUUAUAGAGUUAAUUUGACAGUCAUCGCUCCACCGAAUCGGCUGACUAUAAUUGAUGCGAGAACGCGGGACUCAAUGCGUUUGUUGGAACCAUAUAAUGAAGGAGACACAAUUGAGCUGUUGUGUGAAGUAAGUGGAGGAAAUCCACGGCCACGUCUCGUAUGGUAUUUAGAGAACACAAUAAUAGACGAGACGUUUGAACAAAGGGACAACGGAGUUACCAGCAAUACAUUAACAUUCCCAAGACUGGGACGACAGCAUCUUAAUGCUAGGCUUAUCUGUCAAGCCUCCAACACAAACUUAGCGCCACCGCUGCGCAAAGUUGUUAUCCUGAACGUAAACUUGAGACCUCUAAGCGUGCAGAUAGUGAAGAAACAAGAACAGCUAUCUGCUGACCGCAGCUACCAGGUGGAAUGCAUCGUUACUGGGUCUCGUCCUCCACCCCAAAUCACCUGGUGGAUAGGUUCUAAGCCUCUAAGAAAGAAUGUCAAAAUCUUUACAAGGUCAAACUCGACGCGAAGUGUAGUGCAGCUUGUGCCAGAAGCACAAGAUCAUGACACAAAUCUGAUUUGCCGUGCUGAGAACCCUCGUCUCAGAGCUAGCAGCCUUGAGGACACGUGGAAAUUAGCCGUUCAAUAUGUACCAAUAGUCAGCCUCAAAAUGAGCUCUAGCAAGAACUCGUUUCACAUCGCGGAAGGAGAUGAUGUUUACUUGGAAUGCAGUGCAAGAGCCAAUCCGCGUCCUAGUAACUUCUUAUGGUUCAAACAGGGUAUGGAAAUAACGCAAAACGUCAGCGCAGAGGUUUUAGUGAGCAAGCAAAUCCUGGUGCUGCAAAAUGUAACUCGCAACGACUCCGGAGAGUAUAAUUGUGCAGCACAGAACGAUGAAGGAAUAGCUACAAGCAACGCAGUUAAUGUACAAGUUAGAUAUCCACCAGCGUGUAUCUCAUCGGAGAAGAGCGAAGUACUCGUAGUGCUGGAGAAGGAGACUGUAGAGUUAAUAUGUGAAGUUAACUCUAGCCCGCCACCAAAUCACUUUAUGUGGUCGUUCAAUAAUUCCAAGGAAUACAUGGAUAUAGAUCCAAAAUACUACAAAUCAAGCGGAUGUACAUCAACUUUCCCGUACACACCAAGUUCAGAAGAGGAUUUUGGUGUCGUCUCAUGUUUGGCUUUUAACACCGCAGGCCUUCAAGACGAACCAUGCAACUUUAUACUGGUGGCUCCUACUGUACCAACGGCGCUACAUAACUGUUCAGUGUUGAAUCAGAGCGUUACAGCUUUGCAAGUGGAGUGUCAAGAAGGCUUUGAUGGAGGUCUUAUGCAGUUAUUCCACAUGGAGGUGCUGGAACUACCUUCUAUGAAUGUUCUGUCAAACGUUACCUCAAAUAUAUCAGUUCUGGAGGUAACUGGACUCCCUGAGCGCGCACGAGCCCAGUAUCUUCUCAAUCUGUACGCAUCGAAUGCGAAGGGAAGAAGCGAGAUCUCUACCUUGUAUACUGUUAUUUCACCUAAUCGAUAUACAGAGUCACACACUCCGCUGUCCCUGUCACCAAUGCUAGGGUACUUUGCCGUAGUUGGGGGUUUGUUAACUGCCUCAAUAUGUGCAGUGCUUGCGGCAGCUUACCACCGGUAUAGGACCCGUAAUAAUCGAACCCCCAAUAAUACCGUGGACUCGUUGUCAGAACGUGAUGACACGUACACAGCAUCCCCAAAGAUCGAAUAUAGCAGUCAGUUCGAACUAAAACUUGGCCCGGACGACAAUCCAGACUUUAUACGAUAUGGAGACAAAAUAGAAGAGAUGAACACGUGUGCAGUGAUUGACGCUAUGAGAAUAUGUGGCAAUCGACGCUUUAAUGGCGUACCUAGCAACUAUACUAUAUCCGUAGUAGACUGUGGUGUAACAGCACGUAGCGCGGACAUCGCAGCAAGUCAUGGAUCGAACGUACACGAGAGUUGUAUUUAAACUUUCCAAUCCUCUUAUAUUCUGUAUAUUUCCCGGCAAACAAGUUGGCGUAGCUCAUUAUAUGCACAGAAGUCAGCUUUAGAACUUGACACCAUUAAAGUACAUGUACGCGAACCCUUGGAGAUUCUUGCCAAGUUACAUGUUCGAUGCUAGUACUACAUUUUUGAAAUGUAGAAAUAAUGUGUGAUCUAUAAACUUAAAUUGGAUAAAUACAAUUUGACCAAUUAAUUAAUCACCGUGCCAAAUCGUUGUGCUAUUUUUUUUAGAGAAAAUAGUUGAAAUUGAAAUGUAUAUGUAUUAUGUAACGGAGAUUAGAAUUUUGUUACUUUACCUUAAAAUGUAAUGUUUAAAGUAUUAACGUUUAAAAAACCUCAAAAUUUUUAUAUUGUAUUUCAAUUGAAAGGCUGAUUUACUAUAGAAAUGUUGUAUAGUUAUUUUUAAAUUAUAAAAACUCAUGAAAUAAUAAUUGCAAGAUUCGUAUAAAAAUAAAAUUUAUGGUUGCUAUUCGUCAUAAAAAGGUAAAUUAUUAAAACUACAAUAAAUUGUUUUAUUAUGAUUUUAAAAAAUUUGGGUAAUUUGUUAUUAAAGUAAGUCGUAAAAAUACAGGUUUCGUUUAGGUUUAUGAAUACGUAAAGAAAAUUGUAAUUAAAUGUAAGGUUUUAUAUUAAACUUAUUAUUAAGACAAAAUUGUUACAUAUUGUUGUAUAAGGACUGCAAAUUAUACAAUGAAGUUAAAAUUGUCAAUUUAUUAUUAUUAUUACAUAGCACAAAACAACAUGUAAGACAAAAUUAUUUGUUGUCAAAAGUAGUUUCUUACUUAACAUUAACUUAAAUUAAAGCUUUUUAUCCAGAAAUGUAAAAUAAGGUACUAAAAUUCGCAAAGAGUAGGAGAUAAGAUACUUCGUGACGAUGCGUCAAUAAUACGUUUAAUAGCUUGACACGGUACCGCGCGAUCGACAAUUAUGGCGUUUUCUAGUAUAACUGGCCAAGGGGUGGCAGCGGAAUAGUUGUAACAUUCCAAAUACAUAUCAAUUUUCGAAGCCGGCAGCUACAGCUUCGAUUAACAACUAAGAAUAAGAAAAUAACAAGUAGCAUGGACUUCAAUCAAAGUGAUUGAUUUUAAACAAUAAAAUCGUGUGUAUUAUAUCCAAAGUACAUUGACUACACGUUUAAUAAAUUUUUAGUUCGGUAUUCAGAGUCACUCAAAUUUCAUUUGUUUCAUUGGGAUAUUGAUAUACUGACGCAAACCAUUCCGUAACACUUUUACACAAGUAAAAUACGCAGAGAUUUAGCACAUUCAGUUGGGAUAAAAUUCAGAAUCGUUUACGAAAAUCAAUACUCUUUAUCAAUGUGUUUCUAGAUAUUGUAUAUAGAAUAAAUUGAACAACGAAUAAUUUUGUUCAAUUUUCGGCCUAUGUAUAUUUGGUCGUAUAUAGAAAGAUACAUUUUCGAUGUUGUAUAUAAUCAUUGUUUUUGUUGAUUUGAGUAUUGUGUUGAUUUUAUAAAAUAUACUAAAUGUUACGUUUAGAAUGUACUUCAUUACGGUGAAUUGCUGAAGCCGUUUUUGAGACAAUGAAAAUGGGUUAUAUUAACUAUAGUUCGUAUUGCCAUCAGUAAGUAAGCUUUUUAAUCCAUCCCUGCAAACAACUUAACCUAACUACUAUUAUUUAUUUUUCUGUAAAUGUGUCCUCUAAACUAAGUACGAACGAUACAUAUUAUUAAAAUAAAGGAAUAGUCAUAGGAUUAAAUGUGGAGGAACAUAAUACCUGCUUUAUUAUUGCUGAAAAACUGAGGUUUUUAUAUUGACUAUAUACGUCGUGACAAAAUAUUGGUUGUGUUAUGAAUAAAAACCUAUUUACAUGAUAGAUUAUAGGGAGAGUGAUUUUAAAAUUUUGCGUGUUGCUGUGUGUGCAAUGUUGUUUCAUUGCACACACACUGGAUGCUUGUGAAUGGUUAUCAUUAAUAAAAAUGUAAUUUAUGUGUAUAUACAUUUGGGGGUGGAAUCUUAGCGCAGGUCAGGAUUACCCCAUAACUAUGCCCGUUUUACUUCUAACAACAGAGAUGACAAAUUUUAAAAAUAUACUAAUGUACUAGUUUCAUAACGUUAAUAUUCAGUUAGGUCAAUCUUGUAGCUAUCAACAUAUUUGAUGAGAAGAUGCAAAGGCAUUGGAAAUCACUUCAAGAUGUAAAAUUUAAAGCUGACAUUUUUCUGUCGUAAGUUGACCUGUCGAGAACUUGAACGAUAGAAACAAAAUUAUUGAUAGGCUUAAAGCAAAGUACCUAGUAGCUCAUAGCAAUAUGAUGCUAAAUCGUGCUACAUACGAUUUUUAAGGUGUCUUGUAGGACAUGUAAUCGUAUUAAAUGUCUUGAUGAAUGUGACCUCUAUCAUAUUAAAGAUACGGAUGUAUUUCUUUAUCGUUAAUUAACUUUCGAAUUAUUAAAGUUAUUGUUGUAAAUAUAAAUGUUUAUAAAUUAUAUCUAGUUUUAACAUUGACUGAUACUAAUUAUGUAGUAGCCAAAUAUUAUGUAAUGAUGAUAAUUGU